UGCCGCAUCAUAAAGGUGAUGAAAUUCUGGUAGGUCGAGGCGAAUUCGCGUUGGCAGAGGCGUUGGCUACAAAUGAGAAAGCGGUGAGUAGGGCAGCCGCUGAUGUAGUAACAGGACUAUUAGUCAAACUUAGAACUUAGCUCUCUCAUGGUAUACCCCGAGACCAUCAUAGAGGCGACAAACAUAUUCGCCGAAACUAGAUGAAUAGCGCCGUCGUCCCGUCUUCGGUCCGCCUCAUCUAUGACCUCGGAUCGGUUGUACCAAAGGUACAUCUCUUCUCUUUCCCGCACCACAUUCCUCUCGUUUCCAUCCUCAAACUCCCUCCACCACAAUGAUACAAUUACAGCGGCUAGGCUUGUUGACCGUGGCGCCUGGCUUCCUUUCUAUGGCUGCCGCCGUUGAUUACGACGUGCUUGUCGUCGGCGGAGGUUCCAGUGGCACUCACGCUGCCAUCCGGCUGCAGCAGUCAGGAAAAUCGGUUGCGCUCAUUGAGAAAGAGUGCCGGCUGGGUGGACACACCAACACCUACAAGGAUACGGCGACCGGCGAGACUUUCGAUUACGGCACGCAAGUCCUAGUCAAUACCACCACCGUUCGACACUUGUUCGACUCCCUCAACAUUCCCCUCGCUCCUUUCAAGCCCGGUGGCCAGCCCAAGGCAGUUGACUUCCAGAAUUCUGUCGUCGGGCCCUCAUGGCCCGUCGUCGACGCUAACGCCUCUGCUGUAGCGCUGGACAAGUACCAGGCUCUUCUCACGCAGUAUCCAGACAACUUCUUCCGCGGAUACCACCUCCCUGACCCCGUUCCGGAGGACCUAUUGAUGCCCUGGGGUGACUUCUUACGGAAAUAUGAUCUAAGUGCGCUGGCAUAUGAUGGCUUCUUGCAAUUCCAAGGAAUGGGCAACAUCCUUGCCCAGCCUACCCUCUACGUGAUGAAGCUCUUCAAUCCCAUGCAAGUCUCAGCCCGCAAAGACAAGACCAAAGUCUCGCAAGCAAAUCACAACCAGCAAGCGCUCUGGGAUGCCGCAGAACAGAAGCUCGGGAUGGGUAACAGUUCUGUCGUGAAAUGCGCCAAAAUCAAAUCCAUCACACGCAGCCCGUCUUGCGUCACCCUGAUCGCCCAGACUCCAUCGGGUACCCAAACUAUUCGGGCAAAGAAACUACUCAUGACCAUCCCCCCUAAAGUCGCCCUCCUCGACCAGUUCCUUGACUUGAACACGGAAGAAACCGACCUGUUCUCUCGCUUCAACAGCAGCGGGUAUUGGAACGCAGUCGUGGCCAACACUGGUUUCCCUCAGGGCGUCUCUCUCUACAACUACGACGCAAAAGCCGCCUUCGGCAUCCCUGGGCUACCCGGCGCAUACUAUUUCACCGCCGAAAUCGACAACCUCUACUCAGUGCAAUACUCCACUCCCAUGGAAGCCUCGGACGAUUACUUCACGUCCGAUAUUCUCGCCACAGUCCAGAGCAUCCGCAAUGCGCUCGAUAUGCCUCCUGCCAAUCAAUCUGCGACGAUAAAAGCUAGCAACAAUCACUCUCCCUUCGCCUUGUCGGUCUCGGUGGAUGAGAUCAAAAACGGCUUCUACAAGCGUUUCGUGGCUCUGCAAGGCACGACGAAUACCUUUUGGACGGGAGCGAAUUGGGCUUCGGGGAGUUCGAGUACCAUUUGGGAUUUCACUGAGGUGGAGGUUUUGCCUGCUAUUCUCAAAAGUUUGGAGUGAGCCAGGGCGUUUAGAGGGUUUGACAUUAUUGUUGUAGCCUG
Molecule: messenger RNA, 1761 nt
Organism: Alternaria rosae
Lineage: Eukaryota; Fungi; Ascomycota; Dothideomycetes; Pleosporales; Pleosporaceae
Exons: 1
Coding region: 332-1720 (462 amino acids)
Source: RefSeq, a predicted model, not a curated record